Solea solea (common sole) is the source of this 1447-nucleotide messenger RNA. It is a transcript of the gene akirin2, whose product is annotated as akirin 2. Gene Ontology annotation, cellular component: nucleus; chromatin. Gene Ontology annotation, biological process: positive regulation of transcription by RNA polymerase II; positive regulation of innate immune response. The record is from RefSeq and is a predicted model, not a curated record. Bases 251 to 790 code for a protein of 179 amino acids. Gene Ontology annotation, molecular function: transcription coregulator activity. The transcript is spliced from 6 exons. Lineage: Eukaryota; Metazoa; Chordata; Actinopteri; Pleuronectiformes; Soleidae.
CAAACAGAGCAGAAUAAAGGGUAGCAUCAACCGUUACAUUUGUCUUGUUGAGGUAGCCCAGACAAAUCUAUAAUCAUCAGACAAUAUACGGUGUUUAAGCUAAACCGUGUCGUCGAGUUUAGUUCGGGAUAUAUUUGACGAUUUAAACUCGGUGAGAUUUGUCGGCACAAGUCAACGACAGGCGAAGAAAGUGCGUACUAAUCUGAAACCCCAGAAUCGCUCCUGCUACGCCAACCAAGCUAAGCGUAAAAUGGCUUGCGGGGCAACUCUGAAGAGGUCUCUGGACUUUGAUCCGCUCAUGAGCCCGGCUUCGCCCAAAAGGAGGAGAUGCGCCGGGAUCAUGUCUCCGGUCUCGUCACCGCAGAAGUAUCUCCGCAUGGAGCCCUCUCCCUUCGGGGAGGUGUCGACCAGACUCACCACAGAGCAAAUUCUGCACAACAUCAAACAGGAGUACAAGCGGCUGCACAAACGGCGACACCUGGACAGUGCGUUCCAGCAGGUUGACGGCUGCUGUCCUCUGGACCUGCAGAACAUUCAUAGUGGAUCUGCUGUACCAGGUACGUCCUUGGGUGCUUCGUCUCCCACCAAGAAGGAGCAGCCUUUGUUUUCCCUCAGGCAGGUUGGAAUGAUCUGUGAAAGACUACUGAAAGAGCGUGAGGACAAAGUCCGUGAGGAGUAUGACGAGAUACUGACGACAAAGCUUGCGGAGCAAUAUGAUGCAUUUGUCAAAUUCACACACGAUCAACUGAUGCGAAGGUUUGGAGAACAGCCUGCGAGCUAUGUUUCCUGAGUUUCUGCACUGGAUAUCAGGGAAUAUUAUUUGCUGCAAGCUGCUCCAUGAACUGAAUGGGUCUGGUUGGACUUUUUUUCCCCCAGCUGUGCCAUAUCGCCUCUGUGGACUUGACUGCCUCAGGCAUCAGCUAGUGGCAUCCUACGUUUGCUGUGUCAACCCGAGUUAUAGGAGGAGGCCUUCCUGCUGCCAACAUGUCCACGGACUUUUCUGUCACUCAACCAGUGGCAUCUGAACUGCCAUGUUGAUAUUUAUUUGGCUUUAUUUUGACGCCUUCAUAAAAGGCUGACUGCCAUCACACACUUGGCCUUUUGAUUUGAUUUUGUUUUCUGUCAGAUUUUAGUUAUUUUACAAAGAAGGUAGUUGUGCAGCAGCUUUAUGUAAAUAAAUAAAAAAAAAAAAAGGAGAGUGGACCUUGAGGAGAGUGGGUAAACUGACACCACCGUCAGACUGGACUCCAUAAACUGCAGGUCUUUUUUUUCCUCAUGUUUUAAAACUGUAUUGGUGAUUACUGCUAUUACUAUUGUAUACACUGUACUUUUAUUUUUUAUUUCUUUUGCUUGACUUUUUUUCGUUGUACCAUAAUUUCAUUUUAUUUGCUGUAGGUAUAAAAUGCUUUGAUUCAAGAAUAACAAAUGAAUAAAGUGUUCACAUGUG